Amoebophrya sp. A25 is the source of this 1735-nucleotide messenger RNA. The record is from the annotation of a GenBank genome assembly. Lineage: Eukaryota; Dinophyceae; Syndiniales; Amoebophryaceae.
GUGAAAUUCAAACCGUUUUUAUCUUUCUUGAGUAGCCGAGUGAAACGAACCAUUUACAAAGAACAAAAGAUUAGAGAAGCAGUAACAAGCAGUACUUUUCAACUACAGUUCGAGUCAACACUAAAAAACUAAAGGGCAAUCACUGCCUUCCUUGAUGUGUGGCAGGACAAAAUGCCGCGCACUUUCCUCAUCAGCGGCGCAUCAAGUGGCGUUGGCGAGAAUCUAGCCUGCCGCUUGGCGUCACUCACUUGCUGUCCAGUACUCAAGAAAGAGGGCCUCGCUAUGCAUUUGCUGGGGCGCGACAGCACAAAUCUGGAACGAGUGGCCUCUACAUGUCGUGAUCUCUUGGCUGCCGCAACCUCUACCUCCAGCUCAUCCACGAAUAUUAUGUAUGAAAUAGUGGAGAGUAUCAAUUUAGCUCUCGAUCCAACUUGACUGCGUAGAAGUACAGGUCAUCGUCACGACGUGAUCAAUCAUAAUCAAUGUUCACUUACUUAUCUUUUUAUGUCCAUCAUCCGAUCUUCUUCAUGAUCAACAUCGAUAUCGAUUUUCAUUUCGCCAGGAGAGGCAGAAUCCGCGCGGCCAACAUUCAAGGUAACAACUUCGAUAUGCGAUCUCAGGAACGGGAAUGCUAUAACUGAAAUGUGGGAACGCGAUUUCAUAACAGCGCAUGGAGGGAAGCUCGACGUUCUUGUGGCGAACGCGGGUGUGAAUCGUGUAGGUCUUGUAGAGGAGCAGUCGGAUGAAGACUACGACACAGUAUUUGACACCAAUGUGCGCGGCGUGUGGAACUUGGUGCGCAAAGCAGUACCGCUAUUCAUUACGGGACUGUAUCACUCUGUCCUUUCUAUUUCGUGUAUCACACGAAUGAAUAACCAGCACGCAUGAUUCGAUCUGUCCAUAUCAAGCUCACGUUCCUAACUGUAGCAUAAAACAUGACUGUAAUGAAGAGAGGUUACCAGUCUAAAUCCAAGCAGCAGAAGAGUGGGCAAAUUGUCAUCACAAAUAGCGUUCGAGGGCUUCGUGGAAGCGCUACGGCUACGCUCUAUUGCGGGAGCAAAUUUGCGCUCCGCGGCAUGCAAGAUUGUUGGCGCAACGAAUUGCAGCCCUUUGGUUAUGGUAGGUGAAAUUUUUGGUGCAUCCAUUCUUGUCAACUCUAGUUUUUGUAAGUAUCAAAGUAGAUUUUCAAGUAUUCAUGUUGUCCACAAGGACGUGCAGAAUCCAUGAGGACGUGGACCAGACUGUUUACUCUAACACAGUGUCAAGGUCGGCUCUGUCUUUCCUGGAGGUAUCGACACUCCUUGGUGGGACUCGAAGGAUCGAGGCGGACGGGAUCCGGGCACGUCGAAUACUAAGGGUUACCUGCAGCCAGAAGAGGUCACUGAUGCGAUGCUCACCUUGAUAAACCAGAGAUCAAACAGCAACCUUGCAGAACUUCGCUUUUGAUUUCCAUUUCGAUUCAACGAAUAAAGAAGAAAUAAAAGUUGAUGCUCAGGGCGAUGGCAAGAUGAUGGCAAAUGCGAGAGGUAAAUGCUAUCGUGUUCUGUGCUGCAAACCACAGAAACUCUUUGGUUGGACUGGAAACUUCAACCCACCAGUUGUUUGUGGUCAUCCGCAUUCAACUGGUCAUCUGACGCAAACGAACCAGCGAAAAAAAAAACAUUGACAUUUUUAGCACGCAUGAUCAGGAGGAAAGUCUUAGUGUUCAUGAAGUUACGAAAAAACAUCAUCAAGC